GUGGCGGGACGGCUUGAAUCGAGCGGAAGCCGCGGGAUGGAGUUGGAGGAACUUCGUUUGGGCGGGUGACUAGAGCGCUUUCUUUGGGGAGGCGGGUGGGAACAACCGGGGAUGGGGAAGGAAGCGAGCCAACAAGGUUGCGUCGCUAGCUUGCGUGCUUGCUGGAGUUAGAGGAGUUGCGUGUACUGAGACGGAGAAGUGGUUUUGUGAACGUCCCGCCUUUUCCCUGUUUUGUGAUGGGAGAUUUCUGGAGAUUCGAUGGUGAAAGCGCAGAAGUGAGCCUUCCAAAGGAGCAAACUGAACAAACCUCCUCUCGAGAAAAGAAGCUGGGCUUUGAAGGUGGAGCAGGUGGUUCUGAAGCGUUAGAGGAUCCCCCCAGCCAAGAGAAGAUGGAAGCUGCGCAUUUUCUCAGCUCAAAGGGAAUGACUAGUUCCACAUGCGAUGCUCCAGCUGACGCCAGGACCAGUGCCUCUGGGACUAGCAAGAGAAAACAACGUCGGCCUCCCAGUCCCAAGAAGGCUGAGGAUUAUGGCCCCAGCCCUAGGAGAAUGUCUCCCCAGCAACUGAAUCCUGAUGUUGGGAAGGCUUCUACAUCCUUUAAUGUUUCCUUGGGGCAGCUCCCCAGCCCGCGAGUCUCCCGCCCGUCCUUGAGUCGCCGCAGUUUGAAACAGGAUGCUAAUCGCCGGAAGUCGCUGCCGCCUCUACACACAGAUGUUACUGAACUGAGUAAAGCCAUCAGCCGGGACUUGCCGGAAAAGGACAGGAUGGCACAGCUUCUCCUUUCCAGUUUUCAGUACGCUGCCCAGAAGUUUAAGGAUUCCUUAAAGCAUACUAAAGGGUUUAAUGCUGAAACCUUUGAACGGAAAGUGAAUGAGAUUUCAGAAGAGCUGAGAUUCUGUACCAAGAGGCUGGACCUAGAUGGGACCCUUCAAAAAUGCUUUGAAGAACCCAAAGGCGAUUCAUCAGAUCCUGUUUUAAUUGCAUCGCUGACUACGGUGAAGGAGAAUAUAGCCAGGCUUUCUGAAGAGAAUCAAGCCUGGGAUCGAUUGCUUUGGUCUUACCAAAGAAGUGCUGAAGAAAUAUCAAGCCAGCUGCAGCAAUGCAAGCUGAGGCUGGCACCAGAGGAGCCCGUCAGCUAUCUUGGAUCUUCACAGGCCCACGUGCUUGAAGUCAAACCAGACUACCAGAAAAUCCUGGACUCUCAAGGAGAGCUCUUUGACUCCAUGGAGCUAGUGCUGGAUGAAAUCCAUCAGGCAGUAAACGUUUUUCAAGCCUUUAUGGACGACAAUGCACGGCAUCUCCAGAAGUUAUCAGGGCAACUUGGAUCAAGGACUUUCCAAGGAUUGGAAAACUCUCCAGCCCGGAAACUGCUCAUGCUUCCCCAAGCACUUCCAUCUGCACCUUAAACUUCAAGUUGGCAGCUGUGUUCCUGAUUGGCUUCUGACACUGUUUCUGCUGCAUGUGUGCAUCUCUCUUCUGCCUCACUCGAGCUAUAACGCCUGGAGGGGUGGCAUUCUUGCCCCACAUCUGCGGCAUGGCAGCUGUAUAAACACUUUUUGUACUGGGGCACACCCUUGCCUGACAACACUUUAAUUAAAAAGAAAUGCGUCUCAUC
This is a messenger RNA of Heteronotia binoei (common prickly gecko), 1615 nucleotides long. RefSeq names its product DSN1 component of MIS12 kinetochore complex (gene DSN1). Gene Ontology annotation, biological process: cell division; mitotic sister chromatid segregation. Lineage: Eukaryota; Metazoa; Chordata; Lepidosauria; Squamata; Gekkonidae. The transcript is spliced from 12 exons. The coding region runs from base 237 to 1406 and encodes 389 amino acids. Gene Ontology annotation, cellular component: MIS12/MIND type complex. The record is from RefSeq and is a predicted model, not a curated record.